Messenger RNA from Nanorana parkeri, 488 nucleotides. It is a transcript of the gene POLR2D, whose product is annotated as RNA polymerase II subunit D. Gene Ontology annotation, cellular component: RNA polymerase II, core complex; P-body. Gene Ontology annotation, molecular function: nucleotide binding; translation initiation factor binding. The transcript has 4 exons. The record is from RefSeq and is a predicted model, not a curated record. The coding region runs from base 16 to 444 and encodes 142 amino acids. Lineage: Eukaryota; Metazoa; Chordata; Amphibia; Anura; Dicroglossidae. Gene Ontology annotation, biological process: nuclear-transcribed mRNA catabolic process, deadenylation-dependent decay; transcription initiation at RNA polymerase II promoter; positive regulation of translational initiation.
CUGUGGAGAUCCAAUAUGGCGGCUGGCGGAGCGGAGGUUCGUUCUGUUGAUGUGGAGGAGGACGCGUCUCAAUUACUAUUCCCCAAAGAUUUUGAGAGUUCAGAGACGCUCCUGAACUCUGAAGUGCACAUGUUAUUGGAGCACCGGAAGCAGCAAAAUGAGAGCGCAGAAGAGGAACAAGAGUUGUCCGAAGUAUUUAUGAAAACUCUCAACUACACAGCUAGGUUCAGCCGAUUCAAGAACAGAGAAACCAUAGCCAGUGUCAGAAGCUUGCUGUUACAGAAGAAGUUGCACAGAUUUGAGUUGGCCUGUUUAGCCAAUUUGUGUCCAGAAACAGCAGACGAGGCAAAAGCAUUGAUUCCCAGUCUUGAAGGACGAUUUGAGGAAGAAGAGUUACAGCAGAUCUUGGAUGAUAUUCAGACAAAGAGAAGCUUCCAGUACUGAAGAGGAAAAUCUCUUGUAAAGAUGGACUGAUUCACUUACCUUGG